CCGGCGAGCCACGCGGGCGUGGGAGAGCGCGAGGAGUGGGCGGUGGGCGUGAGGGGCGCUGCCUGGAGCCGUGUGGACCGUUAGUGACUUCUCGCCGGUGGUGAACUGUGCGCCUUGCGUUGGUUGCCUAGAGAAACGAACGUGCCCUAUCCCCACAGUAACAUGAUAUAUCAUUCUUAAGAAUAUUUCCUGUGUAUUUAGAAAGUGGGUGAAAAAGAACCAUCAUGAAAAAGAUCUCAAACAGAAGAGAAGACAUUUAAAAAAAGAUGGAGAUGGGAAGUUGUGAAAAAAUGUCCAGAAUCCUGGAAAUAAUGUCAGAAGAGACAAACAAUAUUGCAGUAGAAGAAAUUGUAGAUAAGCAUCUCCAAAAAGAUUUAGAUGCAGAAGAAAAUCAAAACAUAAUAGAGACAUUGAGAGGCAAAGUAAGAGAAAAGCUAAAAAAUGCUAAGAUAAAUCAAGGUGAAAAAUCUUCAACUCAGCUGUUCGUUGAUACUAAGCUACAUCAAUGGUCUAAGAAUGAGGUCUUGUUGGAUGAAGGUCUUUCGUUUUUCAUUCUGAGUGGUGAAGAAGACUCUGCUUUGGGUCAGUCUUCAGAACAGAGAUCAGGAAAUGAUAGUUACCCUAAAUACUUUUCACUUGGCGAUAAUUUACAAAAUAUUGCUGAGGGUCAAGAUGAAGAUUUUAUGGAAGAAGUCAUUUUUACAGAUUUACUUGAGGUAAAAGCUGCUGAAUAUGAAGAUGAUCAGGAACAAAUGAAAAAACAGGCCACAAAUAUUUUUGUGCCAAGUAGUUCUCCAGUGAUCAGCCAGCGUAAACUGCCAAAAAAUAUGAUGCCACGCAUUUUAGAAGAUGAAGGAUUCUAUAUUCAGAGAAAGCCAGAAAUAUGUAAAAAGACCUGCAACAAGAUGGAAAAUCGCCUGCUUAAAUUAGAUGAGGGAAAGUAUUGGUUUGAAGAGAAUGGAGAAAUAAUGUCAUUACCUUCACCUAUUAGGCAGUCAUGGAAUUUCAGACUAAAUCUAAACAAAGAAUCUUUAAAUCCAACACUAAAGACCAUAUACAGGAAGGCAAUAAAAUCUGACCUUGGAAGCACUUUCAGGAACAAAAUGGAAGGUCAAAGGGAAAUGUAUCAACUGGAUCUCAAUAUUGUGGGUUUGCAAUUCAGUCAUCAUCCUCUCUUCAAUCAAGAACAAGUAUUAUGUGCUAGGCUGCUUCAGCUUUAUGAAUGUUUUCAAGACAGGCAGCAACAGAAUUUACCUCAGCUGCUUUAUGAGAAGCUGAAAGCACUUAAAGAUGCUACAAAAUUAGCAAAUGAAAAUUUGGAAAUAAACCAGCUGACUAGAGAAUCUUUAGAAGAUUAUUAUUGGCAGAUAAGUAAUACAAAACAACUAUAUGACUUAGAAAGAAAAAAGGACUUCUCCUUACUAAAGAACAUAUUACGGACUUGGAAACAGAUAAAAUCCCUUCGACAACAGCAAGGGUUUACAAGCACACCAAUAAAGUUACAGUUUCAGAGGAUAAAAAUGAAUAAAUAUGAUCAACAAAAACAAGAACAAAUGACAGAAAUAUCUGAGACUGAGAAGAAAUAUGAAGGAAAAGCACUUAAGAAUGGGGAAAAACAGGAGAGCAUCUCAUAUUUAGAUUCAGAACUUGAAGAAUCAGAAACUGAAAUAAGGCCAGUUACCUUUAUGCCACAACUUUAUUCCACUGCAGAAUUAACAACCUUAUCCAAAUGUUCAGUGCAUGAACAAAAGAGGAGAGCCAAAAUCCAGAAGCUUAAGUACUUUAUUAAAAUAUUUUACAAUAAUAAGCAGGUUUCAUGCACUUCAAUAUCUACCCUACAAUUUGAUUUUAAAGUCAUGUUUCAGCAAAUUUUCAAUAUUCAGUUAAUAAACUGGCCUGAAACAAUUUGCUUAGAGGUUUAUGAAGUAAGUAAAAGGACAAGUUUAUUGGCAAAACUAUAUUUACCUUUACCCAACAACACAGAGCUGAAAGGAAAAACUGUUUUGGAAUAUGUAGAGUUCAGCUCUGAUAAGCUGGUCAUCCCUGAGGAUGGAGAAGUAGGAAGCAAUGUACCUUUUCUUCUUGAGGGAAAUGGAACUGAAGAACUCUGUCUUUUGACGUCAGGAAAACUUAGCUACUCUCUUUCAUGGGCCUUGGAUGAAAAUGGUACCCCUCGGACACCCAUGUCACAGUCUUUGACAUCUGAUUACUACAGGAAUGUAGAUGUAAAAGGUGUUCCUGGAAUCCCAUGGCUCGUUAAUGUACAGAAGCUUUUUGAAUGGGCAAAUGAAAUCAAAAUUGAUCCAAAUAAUCCAGAAUAUUCUGAUUUAAUAGAACUUAUUAUGUACAUGAGACACAAGGGGCAGGAUAUUCCAAAGUAUUUUCGUCUUGAACAGUUGCAAGAUGAAUUUAACUUUGUUUCUGAAGAGGAAAUAAGGAAGAGUAAACGUUUCCAGCUAUUGCAGCUCAGAAAUGCAGGUCAAUUAGGUGUUUUCCUUCUGCAGCAGAUACCCCUCUAUGAUAGAGAAAUUCCAGAUGCAGUUUCCCAGGAGUAUGAAAGUCAGAUAGAGAAGGAUAUGUCUAUUUCAGAUGUGAAUUCUAUUACUGUACAAAGAAUUAAUUCUCUCAAUUUUAUGAAAAAGAUGAGAAGGUUGAUAAUGAAAAGAAUUGUCAAGGUCAGCAAAUUUAAUUUGUCUGAUAUUGUGGCUGAUUAUGAAGAAAUUGUAACUGGAAGCCAGCUAACACAUGCAAUUUGUAACUUUGUGGAACCACGAAGAAAGUUAAAACCUCGGAGAAGAGAAAGGAAAAAAGUCACAGCUCAGACUGUCUCUGAUGGAGAUAUUAAGAUUCUUGUCAGAAUACUAAGGGCUUAUAAUAUUCCCACCAGGAAAACAACAUCUAGUAGAGUUUUGGAUAUGCCUACUUAUUUGAUGUCAUCCAUAUCUCGCCUCAGACAUAAAGAAGCAAUCAAAUUGGUAGCCUCAGAUGAGCUCUUAAAUGAGGAUACUGUAAACCCUUUUGUGGAAGUUUCUUUUCAGCACACUGUAUACCAAACCAAUACAGCAAGUGGAUCUCAUCCAUGCUGGAAUGAAGAAAUUGAAGUAGAUUUUAUCUCACCUGGACAUGAUUAUAGCUUCUCAAACUUAUCUAAAAUAAAAGAUAAUGUGUAUAUAAACAUUUUUGAUGAGGUGAUCAUUGAAAAACAUGAGGACCACUGUCUCAAGAGCUGUAGCAGUCAUUCCUAUGUAAAGAAGAAUUGGCUUGGAUCCAUCAUCUUCCCUUUCUCUGCUCUUCUGCAACAAUCUGAGAUUAGUGGGACAUUUCAAGUAAAUAUCCCACCAGUUUUGCUUGGGUAUACUUGGAGUAAGACUUAUGUAUCUCCUAAAGAAGAUUAUAUUGGACAGAAUUUAAAAGAAUGUACCUUCUUAAAUAUUUUUGCUACCAUUGAACCUCAAAUAUCACAUGUCACCUGUAAUCCAAAACUAGAUAAGUUUUCAGAUCAAAUAGAUGUUUUGCAGAGAGCACAGAUUUUUGAAAGAAAUUGUAAGGCAGUGUUUCCCAACAGAAGAAUCAUAACUACUGUUCUUAAUGAUGAAGGGAUACAGAUGUUAGUAACAAGAUACAUCAAGGCAUUAAAUCCACCUCAGCAACUUCUGGAUAUAUUCCUUCAAGAUUCUAACACAACCCUUGACCUCAUUGCUCGAUUUGUGUCUUUGAUCCCUUUUAUGCCUGAUACACUGGAUGAAAAUGAUGGUUCUGAUAUAUGGAUGACAUCAGAGCGCUGCAUCAGCCUGGCUAUUGGAAAUAAGGAGGAGCAUGCCAUACUUCUGUGUAAUUUUUUUCUGUAUUUUGGAAAGAGUGCGUUGGUCCUCCUGGGAAGCUCAAUGUUGGAGGGCCAUGUGGCUUAUGUACUAACUCAAGAAAGUGAUGAAUAUUUGCUUUGGAAUCCAUCAACUGGACAAUGCCAUAAGCAGUUUGACCCAUUUUGUCCCUUACAAAGUGUAGAUUGUUUGUUUGAUGAUAAAAAUGUAUGGUUUAAUAUUCAGCAAAAUAAUACACCCAUGGCUGUACAUUUUGACUAUUCAAAAGAAAGUUUCUGGAAACAGUUAAUUCCAAAAAAUUUUCAAGGGACAAAACCACAAAGCAUACAGCCUGAAGAAAUAAUUUAUUCUGAUACAAAUGAAAGCAUGGUAGAAGACCUAAAGAACAGGAUUGAAAGGACUCUAAAGGGCAAAAUGAUGGAAUGGAGACCCAAACACCCAACACGUUGGAAUCGACAAUGUACUUCUAUUUUACGACAAAUCCUUCCUAAGCUGGAAUUUGGCACAGGAAGCUUUGUUUCACCUGAAGAAGACAGUGAUUUUGAAAGACUGCUACAGUUUUAUUGGAUCACAGGAUUUCCCAUCCAGAUGCCAUACACUGAUGUGCAGUCGGUUAUUGAUGCCGUCUAUCAAACUGGAAUUCAUUCAUCCGAAUUUCCCCAGACAGAAUUUGCUUUAGCUGUAUAUAUCCACCCAUUCCCAAACAACAUUUUAUCUGUGUGGGUCUAUCUGGCUUCCUUAUCCCGACAUCAAUGAAAAGGAAAAGAUUGUACUAUGGGUCCCUAGACCAGAAGCAAACAAACUUUUCUGGAACUUGGGAAUUUUUCUGCAUAUCCUCAAGUCUAGCCAAGUGCUGAGCCCAAUUUUUAAUUCACUUAUAGAAUUGGGCACUAUGGAGACUCAUCCCUCUGAGGACAGGUGAUAUCCUUUGGAGACCUCUUCAAGAAGGACCUCUGGCUGUCUUGGAUCACAGUCUUGAUCCAGGAAAGAAGAAAUUCUGGUUUCUUCUAUAAGGCUAAUAUAAUUAAAUUGUGGACCUCACACCAGCUGCCUCAGAAUCAUCUGGGAAGCCUUGCUAGAAUUUCUGAUUCCUAUUUCUCACUCAUAACCUAAUGAAUAGAAACUUCUGAGAGGAGCACUAGAGACUUUAACACGGCUCCCCAGGAAAUUGUGAUACAUUGUUAAAAGUGAAAACCCAGCCUUACCGAAUGUUGUCAUUUCCAAAAUAAGGUUAGUACAUUUGAUACUUACUCUGAUUCAAUUCCAGGUAGAAAUUACUUAAAUGGAAACCUAAGAUCAUUGCCUCACAUAAAAUAAAAAGUUAUUUCACUGGUAAAGAAUAAAGUAAGAAUUGCAC
Messenger RNA from Oryctolagus cuniculus (rabbit), 5178 nucleotides. It is a transcript of the gene CC2D2B, whose product is annotated as coiled-coil and C2 domain containing 2B. The record is from RefSeq and is marked validated. Gene Ontology annotation, biological process: non-motile cilium assembly; protein localization to ciliary transition zone. Lineage: Eukaryota; Metazoa; Chordata; Mammalia; Lagomorpha; Leporidae. Gene Ontology annotation, cellular component: ciliary transition zone.